Molecule: messenger RNA, 5003 nt
Organism: Gloeophyllum trabeum ATCC 11539
Lineage: Eukaryota; Fungi; Basidiomycota; Agaricomycetes; Gloeophyllales; Gloeophyllaceae
Product: ARM repeat-containing protein
Exons: 17
Coding region: 27-5003 (1658 amino acids)
Biological process (GO): autophagy of peroxisome; protein phosphorylation; macroautophagy
Cellular component (GO): nucleus-vacuole junction; phosphatidylinositol 3-kinase complex, class III, type I; phosphatidylinositol 3-kinase complex, class III, type II
Molecular function (GO): protein binding; ATP binding; protein serine/threonine kinase activity
Source: RefSeq, a predicted model, not a curated record
UUGUUUCGGAAGAUAUCUACGCGUAAAUGGGGAACGCACAAUCGGGAUCGACCUUAACUAGGACGGGGGGUGCCCUCGAUUCGUUUGUGGCGGAGCUGGGGAAUGACAUUGUCUACGAGAAGAGCCUCGGUUCUGCUCGCUUUCUGAAGACGGUCAGAUGCCGCCACCGAUACGGGCACCUCGUUGUAAAGAUAUUCAUCAAACCAGAUCCAGGAGUCAGUCUGCGGAACUACCACAAGCGAUUGAAGAUUGAACGAGACCAGCUACAAGAUAUCGCUAAUGUCUAUGGAUAUCAGACCUUCGUGGAGACAGAGAGGGCUGCGUAUAUUAUUCGUCAAUGGGUAGCGAGUAACCUAUACGAUCGCAUCAGUACUCGUCCUUUCCUGAGUAUGGUCGAGAAGAAAUGGAUCGCGUUCCAACUCCUGACCGCACUCCGUGACGCGCGCAAUCGCAAGGUCUCUCAUGGGGAUAUCAAGUCCGAGAACAUCUUGGUGACUUCCUGGAACUGGGUCUAUAUCUCCGACUUCGCCUCCUACAAGCCCACCUAUCUCCCUCUGGACGACCCCUCGGAUUUCUCCUUCUUCUUUGACACCUCGGGCAGACGGACAUGCUACAUCGCACCCGAGCGCUUUUACACCGCGACAGACAACCCAGAGAUAAGUAAAUUGAAGCAUAGGCUCGCUUUAGAGGAAAGCGAUGGAAAGAGAGACGGGAAGGUCACAGAGGCGAUGGACUGUUUUAGUGCCGGAUGCGUCAUCGCGGAGCUAUUCCUCGAAGGCGCGCCGCUGUUUACAUUGAGCCAGCUCUUCAAGUACCGCGAGGGGGAGCUGAGUGUAGAUGGGCACUUGAGCGCAAUCGAGGACGAAGGGGUUAGGAGCCUGAUUAAGCAAAUGAUUGCGCUGGAGCCGUCUGCAAGGCCGACAUUCGAUACGCUACUCCAUACUUCGAGGGGCACCGUAUUCCCCGAGUGCUUCUAUUCCUUCCUUCACAAUUACGUCUCGUCUAUCAACGAGCUACCCACACCAUCUCCGUUCGCCCCGACUCCAGCUGGUGCCAUAGUUCCAGCGACCCCUGUUACGACUCCUAUGAGCCCAUCGCCCUCCACCGCUCCCGUUGGCUCGAAGCUCAAUCCAGCCGCCACCGGUCUCACUGGUGCAGAUGAUGUGAAUGCUGCUUUACCCAAUGAUUCGGAUCACCGGAUAGACAGAAUCUGGGAGGAUUAUGAGAGCGUGGCGCCGUAUCUCACUAUCGAGAAUGGCGACAAGGAGGCCGCCGAACCGGAUGUGAAAUGGGACUAUAACGGGCUGCUGGAGUCUUAUAAGCCUCUUCAGGAUGUAUUUCCUGUGGAGUUGCAUAUUCCUAACCGUGAUUCCAAACUACUCCCUUCAACGCUCUCUGGUCGUAAGGCUGCGUUCGAAGAUGGUCCGGCAUUAAUACUCCUUUCGUUAAUAUGCGCCAAUAUUCGGAAUUGCCUGCGGCCCAGCUCGAAGAUUCGGGCUCUCGACGUGUUCCUAGCCCUAUCCCCGCAUCUUACGGAUGAAGCAAAGCUGGACAGGUUGGCGCCGUAUAUCGUUGACCUGCUGCAUGACGAUGCAGCAAGUGUGCGAGCUGCAGCCCUGCGAACCUUGAUGCAAGUGUUGAUGCUUGUGACGGUCAUCACGCCGUCGAAUGCUGCGAUUUUCCCCGAAUAUAUCUUUCCGAAUAUUUCCCACCUCCUCCAGGAUCCGGAGGUCUCUGUCAGGGCCGUGUACGCUCAGUGCAUGGCCCCGCUAGCUGACACUGCUGUUCGAUAUCUGGAAAUGGGGCAAGCGUUGAGGGCUCACGGGACUUUCAGGCUAUCAGUGGAUGUUCAAGAAGAGCAAGCUCACUUCGAGGUCUCCUAUGACGCCAGUAUGCAAGACUUACAAAGCGUUGUACAAGAUCACUUGUCCAUGCUUCUGGUUGAUCCCUCGAGCGUCGUAAAGCGCGCUGUCCUACACAAUAUCUCAUCGCUCUGCAUCUUCCUCAGAAGGCAGAAGGCGAACGAUGUGUUGCUGAGCCACAUGCUAACAUAUUUAAAUGAUCGCGAGUGGCUGCUCCGCUACGCCUUCUUUGAGAGUAUAGUUGAUGUAGCAGCUUGCGUGGGCGGUAAGAGUCUUGAAGAGUAUAUUCUGCCGCUCAUGAUCCAAGCACUGUCCGACGUGGAGGAGACCGUUGUUGCCAAGGUUCUUUCAUCCCUCACUAGUCUAUGCGAAUUAGGACUGUUCCAGAAGAUGAGGAUAUGGGAACUGAUGAGCGCGACACUCGGCUUCCUCUAUCAUCCGAACGCAUGGAUACGUCAAGGUGCUGCGGCUUUCAUUGCUUCCGCUGCCAAGCAUCUGCCCCCUACGGAUGUCUGGUGCAUCCUGUAUCCGUCUUUGCGACAUUUUCUGACAUCCGAUGUACGAGACAUCCAAGAGCGUAGCCUGUUGGUAGCAAUGAAGACCCCCCUCAUGAGGCAAAUCUUCGACUCAGCAGUACAGUGGGCCAUGAAAGCGGAGAAGACACAAUUUUGGAGAGGUCACCGUCGACCGCGCUCUAAAGUGGAAUCCCCUAAGGAUAGCAUGAUUGCAUCAAGAAAGUUUAUCCCACCCAACGGCAUGCGGAACAGAUCUGAAGAAGAUGAAGCUCAACUGAAUAGACUACGACAACUAGGUAUGACCCAGGCGGAGGAAGCGAAGCUUCUUGCAAUGAGGGAUUAUCUAGCCAAAUUAGCGGAUGCGAUUGCAAGUUUCCAAGCUCGGGCAGCCUCUGAGGUCGAGGCAGAAGUCCUUAAAACGACGGGAGACGUUGAGCUGCAGAAACUUGCUGUCGUUCCGCGAACAGUGUUUCUCAAGGCUCGCGUUGCCGAUGUUGUCCCCCAUUCACCUCGAAGGUCUUUCAUGGAUUCACCUAGAAGUCUGGCCCCAAUCUCUCCGCGCAGGUUACCGAGUGAACAUGGCUCGGCUGGCACUCCAUUCGAAGACCUGCGGCGACGGCUGGCUACCAUCAAUGGCUCCACUUCUUCCUUGACAGUAAACCUGAACUCUAGAGACCAUCGCCUUUCGUUAUCUCCUAUGCCGGACGCCGGGCCGCGCCCUUCUGAGGACGCGCCUGCUCUUCCUCCUACCUUCGAUCGCCCGAGUAGCCCCACGGAAUCUAUAACUUCCGUAGCCGGCUCCUCGGCCUUUCGCACCGUCCACAAAUGGAACGUUGGUGGUGAUCUCCAGAAGGCUGCUCCUGCUAUCGGGUCCUCAAGGGCCAAUGCUAUUGGCUUACUUGAGACCGCUAGCAGGAUUCAGUCUGAGGGCUCUCCCGAACUGUCAGGCAGGUCAUCUCCCGUUGGAACUAUCCGUGAGCAGUAUCGGAGCCGCGUCCCGGCAGCCAUCACGGUAUCCUCUUACGACGGGCAGGAGCCUAGCAUCAACAAUCUACUGGAGCACUUAUAUCUGGACAACAAUCGUGAUCUACAAAGCGACUUCGGGCCCCGUGUGCAUGUAGGCCCACUACGACGACGGAAUGUUGUGCGACAGAGUUACACCUCGCGAGACAGCGGCUCCCGACGUGCCGAAGCUACGCUGAUACACCAUUUUACCUCCCAUACGGACUGUAUCACAGGUCUGGCUGUGUCCCCGGACCAUACGUUCUUCGUGUCUUCUUCCGACGAUAAGACUCUUCGGGUUUGGGACACAGCAAGACUGGAGCGGAACGUGACGAGCAAAGCUCGACAUACGUACUCCCAGCAUCACGCUAGGGUGAAAUGUGUUUGUAUGCUUGACGGUUUUCACUGCUUUGCUAGUGCCGGGGAGGAUGGAAGCUUGCAUGUCGUGCGUGUCCACGUUAGCCAAAGUGGUUCGCUGCCGAAAUACGGGAAACUGCAAGUGAUUCGAGAGCAUCGAGUUGAUCAUCCUGGCGAAUACAUCACCUGUAUGACCCAUUUCGAGACUGAUACCUCGUCAAAUUUGGUUUACGCUACUACAUACUCCCUCGCGCGGUUGAUUGAUCUUCGGACAAUGCGCAUUCUACAGUCGAUGCAGAAUCCCCGCCACCAUGGACCUAUAUCCACCAUGUGCUUGGACCGCAAACGUGCAUGGGUCGUGUUCGGUACCACCACCGGUGUCCUCUCACUCUGGGAUCUCCGCUUCGGGAUUCUGCUCAAGAGCUGGAAAGUCAAUGCCGCCUUUGGGGGCAAAGCUCCCAGGAUCUACCAGUGUGCUCUUCAUCCUACGAAAGGAAGAGGCAGAUGGGUGAUGGUGGCUGUUGAGUCUUCCAGACCUGCCUCGGAGGGCGCUCCUACUGUACUCAUUGAGGUGUGGGACGUGGAAAAGACGUCUUUAGUAGAAGCAUACGCCGUCAGAACAGUUUCCAAUCCUGCCGUUCCGAUUCAAGAUCCCGAGACUUCGAACAGUAGUGAAGCCGACAAGAGUCCCGCUGCUGCCAUCGCCGCUCUUGUUCAGGCUCGUCAGCAGAACGGAAAUCGUCGUUCAGGGACAUCAGCACAAUCUGUGUCCCGGGAGACUUUCCUGAGCUCGCCCUCGCAUGACAUCAGAUGUCUUGUGGCUGGAGUCGAUUUUGGCGGCGCCGGUCACAGAGCGGAUGCUGGAAUGAUGUUCGAUGGAGACGCGCCGGCGCGAGCGAGCAGAGGAUUCAUGUUAACCGGGUCAGAGGAUCGCAGACUCCGCUUGUGGGACCUUGGCCGUCCUGAUCGAACGACAGUGCUUAGUAGUACGGAGGCAGAGAAUGACAAGGCGGCCUAUAAUACUGUUCAGUCGUCCAGCAGGACCACCCACGUGGAGACCUGGGUAGCCUCCCCCAACUCUGGAAGCCUCAGCAACCGACCGCCGCAGCGAAUGUCUUUGAUAAAUCAUAGCCAGCAGAAUCUCUUGAAGGCGCAUCAAGAUAUCAUUAGUGCGCUGGCAUGCAUCGACUCACCCUUCCGUGGAGGCUUCGUCAGUGGUGAUCGCGCAGGAGUGAUCAAGGUUUGGAGAGUAGAUUUGUCGGAGUAG